CACACCACACCACACCACACCACACCACAUUGAGAAAAAUGGCAGUCAUUGCAUCUACCGAUUACGAUCGCAUGAAGGAAGUGAAAGAAUUCGACGAUUCCAAAAUCGGCGUCAAAGGCCUCUCCGAUUCCGGUGUCACUGCCAUCCCCAAAUUCUUCAUUCAGCCGCCGGAAACUCUCUCCACUCUCAAAUCUUCAUCUUUCAACACCGGCGGCAUCCCCGUAAUCGAUCUCUCUAACAUAAAUUCCCCCAAACUCCGACCAAACAUCGUCAGCCAAAUUCGAGAAGCCGCGAAAACUUGGGGUUUCUUCCAAGUGAUCAACCACGGCGUACCCAAUUAUAUUAUCAACAAAACACUCAUGUCAAUCCGAUCAUUCCACGAACAACCCCAGGAGAUAAAGGCAGAGCACUACGUUCGGGAUGAGUUCAACGGAUUCGUGUAUGCCAGCAACAACGAUCUUCUCCGGUCGAAGGUGGCGAGCUGGCACGACUACGUGAAUGCUUGGAUGUGGCCGGAUGCUGUGGAGGCAGAGAAGAUUCCGGCAGUUUGCCGGGAGGAGGUGGUGGAGUGGGACCGGUAUGUGACGGAUGUGGGGGAGAAGGUGGCAGAGCUGUUGUCGGAAGGGCUCGGAUUGGCGGCCGGAAAACUGAAAGAGGAGGGGCUUCUAGGUUCGAGGUUGAUUGCGGGAGUGUACUAUCCUUAUUGUCCCCAACCCAACUUGACAUUUGGGCUUAACCCUCAUACGGAUCCUGGAGUGCUUACUGUUCUGGUGGAGAACCAGGUGAUGGGUUUGCAGGUUAAGCAUGAAGGAGAGUGGGUGGAUGUGAAGCCUUUGCCUGGUUCCUUGAUUGUUAACAUUGGAGAUGCUCUUCAGGUGACACUCGUACACAUACCCACAUAUUAUAUUUAUAUCAUGUGUAUGUAUAUAAAUUAUAAGAAGAUGUCUACACAAAGGAAUAGGGGACAAGUUGGGAAUAGGAGUGCCAGUAAGGGAACAACGGUUCCUUUAGCGACUGUCGUUGCAGCAUCAAUUGUUGCCGAGGAAGUUGUAUGCGAGAUUGUGAAUGCAGUGCAGGAUGAUCUAGCUUGCAAUGAGGGUGACAAUGGGCAUACCCUCAAGCUUAUUAAGGAAUUUCUUUGUUCCAAUCCACCACAGUUUGUGGGGGAGGCUAAACUGUUGGAAGCAGAGGAUUGGUUGGAGCAGAUUACCAAGACUCUUGAUAGGCUCAGAGUCGAGGAUGAGGAGUUGAGGAUUUCGUUG
Messenger RNA from Camellia sinensis, 1262 nucleotides. The record is from RefSeq and is a predicted model, not a curated record. NCBI's taxonomy places the organism in Eukaryota, Viridiplantae, Streptophyta, Magnoliopsida, Ericales, Theaceae.